GCGCCGCAGUCUUCCUUCCCCGGAGGAAAUCUGGCGACACGCACUUACCUGCCUCUUAUUUUUUACUUUUUCGUCACUAUACCGUGUUAUAUAUCCAUUAUCCAUCACAACAUUAUAUAUAAAUGUAUGUUUUUCUUUCCUAGAAUAAUCCGUCAACAUUCUCAAAUUCAUAACCUUUUGGCCGGCGGAGGAAUCGGUGCCUCUCUCACAACCGUUAGAAAAAUAAAAAUCGAAUUCGCACGAUGUCGGCGAUAACCGCAAAGGUUUGCGGCGUUUUCCCUAAAACUUGAAACACCAUUACGCUCGAUCUUCCGUUGUAGUGACUAGUGUGGGUCUGUAGUCUGUGUGUGCGUAUUUUGUUUCUUACGUGUAUACUGAAAUAUUUCGUACAUAAUAAUAAUAUGAUAGCCGAAAGCGGAUUUUGUACAAUACGUUAAUACAUUAUUAUAAUUUAUAAUAUCAUUAUUCAAUAUUGUGUGGUACGCGUUUACGAAUGCGCGUGAUACCGUCACACGCACGCGCAGUACUCCUUGUUCUUAAACGCAGUCACCGCCACCGUAGCCUCCUCGUAAGUCGUAACCACCGUCGUGUGUGUGAGCGCGCUCCCGCCGUGAACGUGUGCGUGUGUACGCGUACCUGUUGCUGUGCGCGCCGCAUUCCGUAACCGCUCAGCCAUCGGAUCGGACGUCGGCUGUCGCCGUCACCACCAUCGUGCGUUUAGGAAAUUCAAAAAAAAACCGACGAUUACGCCUCCGCCGUGUUUUUGAGUUUACAUUUCGUUUUUAUCGUUUGAUUUUUUUUCCUGAUCAUAUCUGCUCCGUCUCCUUCGGCGUAUACACCUAUUGGUACAACGAGUGCGUCCGUUUCCGUCGUUUGAUCGUGCGCGACCGUAACCGUCGUUUUCGUGCUUAUAUUAUAUUUUUUAUACAUAAAAACCGUUUUCAUCUUUGUAUCCAAAAUUGAGCGUUUGUGCGCGUCCGGUGUGUUUCUCGACCCCCGAGGAUGCUAUAACGGGUCGGAAACGUCUUGUAGCGUGGACAUGGAUCACAGGGAAUACGGGGAACGCGUGUCGCCGCCGCUGCCUCAACAGCAGCAGCAGCAGCAGCAGCAACAACAACAACAUCAACAACAGCACCAGCAGCAUCAGCAGCAACAUCAACAACAGCAACAACAACACCUGCAGCAGCAGCAACAACAACAACCGCUUCCGCCCCCCGCCAACCACACCGACCAGAAUGGAGAUCGCAUCGUUUGGGAAUUCCACCAAGUCACUCUGAACCGUGUGCCCGGUUACGGGUUCGGAAUCGCGGUCAGCGGUGGCCGAGACAAUCCUCAUUUCGCCAACGGUGACCCGUCAAUAGCCGUGUCGGAUGUAUUGAAGUCCGGUCCUGCAGAAGGAAAGCUCAUGGUUAACGACAGAAUAAUGACCGCCAACGGCGUGUCACUAGACAACGUCGAAUACGGUACGGCAGUUGCCGUGCUGAGGGAAUGUGGCGAAAACGUGACAUUGUCGCUGAGACGUCGUCUGGUGUUGCCUUCAAACACGCCACACACGCUGCGUAUUCAUCUGAAUAAGACCAGGAAAAAAGACGAUUUUGGAAUCGUUUUGGGAAGCAGGAUUUUCAUCAAAGAAGGAACAAAGGGGGGCGACAACAGUGUACAGGAAGGCGACGUGCUGUUGAAGAUCAACAAUCAUUCGGUGGUGGAUGGCAUGACGCUUAAAGAAGCCAGGCGACUGAUAGAAUCGGCCAAAGACAAACUGAGUUUGACCGUGCGCCGUGAAGGCAAUGCCAACGGACACGUUUUACAAUAUUCCGGUUCGUCCGAACCGACGUCUCUGCACACGAAAGAAAAUAACAACUAUAUGGACGGUAUCAACGGUUCGGCGUAUCCAUCGCAAAACUUGUACGUACAGCCACCCAGCAGGAGCAUGCUAGAAGAAGCCAAAAGCAAUUUGGCGCCGCGUGGACGGUCCCGUAACCCGCUGUUGGAUUCCGUUUCCCUGAGCCAGUUGGACAGGCCCACAUCUGCCAUGGACAACAACACGUCUGGUAUAAAAACCAACAAUUUGCAUAACGGUGAUCUGGGACCUACGUACAACCAUGGUCGUAGUAGAAGUGGCGCUGAAGACCAUUCGGAACCUCCUCGUCCGCCACCACCAAGACCCGAAGACUAUUACAGUACAACUAGACAGUUUUAUGAAGAUACUCUACCUCAAAAAUCAAAACAUUUAAAACCUGAUCCUCGGUUUAUUACAUUCCAAAAAGAAGGGUCCGUUGGUAUUCGAUUGACGGGUGGCAAUGAAGUUGGCAUAUUUGUCACUGCUGUGCAGCCAGGAAGUCCCGCAUUCACCCAAGGUUUGCAACCAGGUGACAAGAUAUUAAAAGUGAAUGAUAUGGAUAUGAAAGGAGUAACUCGCGAAGAAGCUGUGCUAUUCUUGUUGAGCCUUCAAGAUCAAAUACAUCUAAUCGUUCAACACAGACGUGAUCAAUAUGAACAAAUUAUGAACAAUCAACGGGGCGAUUCGUUCCACAUUAAGACUCAUUUUGACUAUGAACAACCCAACAAAGGUGAAAUGAGCUUCUGCAAAGGUGACGUGUUCCAUGUAAUGGACACAUUGCACAAUGGUGUAGUUGGUUCCUGGCAAGUAUUCCGUAUUGGGAGAAACAAUCAAGAAGUCCAAAAAGGUAUAAUACCGAAUAAGGCUAGAGCUGAAGAACUAGCUACAGCUCAGUUUAAUGCUACUAAGAAAGAGAUGAAUGCUUCAGAAAGUAAAGGUGGUUUCUUUAGACGCCGAAAACACAAUCACCGCAGAUCAAAAUCAUUGAGCAAGGAAAAUUGGGAUGAUGUGGUGUUUGGGGAUAGUAUAAGCAAGUUCCCAGCUUACGAAAAAGUGGUGUUGAGUCACACAGGGUUCGUGCGACCAGUCGUUUUGUUUGGACCGAUAUCAGAUAUUGCCCGAGAAAAACUUACCAAAGACUUCCCUGACAAAUUUUUAUCUCCUCAACUCGAAAACAACACUACUGACGGAAGCAAGAAAAUCAGUGGUAUAAUACGGUUAAGUGCUAUUCGUGAUAUCAUGGACCGAGGGAAACACGCUUUGUUAGAUGUUACUCCAAAUGCUGUUGACCGUUUAAACUAUGCUCAAUUUUAUCCUAUAGUCAUCAUGUUGCGUGCCGAUAACAAACAAGUGAUCAAAGAGCUACGUGCUGGGUUACCAAAAACUGCACACAAGAGCAGUAAAAAGCUAUUGGAACAAUGUCAAAAAUUAGAAAAAGUGUGGUCUCAUGUAUUUACUUCAUCGCUUACACUAAAUGGAGGAGACGCUUGGUAUCGCAAACUUCGAGAACUAAUCGAUAAACACCAGAGUUCUCCAACUUGGGUCAGCGAGACCAAGCCUGAAGAAAACUUGUCUGAUGAUUUGUUAUUCCCGAUGACUUCCUUACGUUUGUCAUAUGCAUCAUCUCCCGAAAGUGAUAUGGAGACUAGUAACACAACAUUAGCAUCCCCAACUUCUACUGCAGCGGCCAGUCCUUCUGCAAUUGGUUCAAGACUGGUAAAAAGUUCAAGUGAUCCAAGUAUUACAACUCAGGAUGACUCUGCCAUUCCUAAUUAUAAUCCACCUCCGCCAUAUUCACCUUCAGUGUUUAAACAGGCGAGUUAUGAGCCUCCUCAAACAUUACGCAUGGCUGGUCCUCCUACUCACACAACAUUAAUGGUAAAUGGUAAUGGACCACCCGAUCUACCGCCCCGCGUUGAUAGAAACACAAAACCAUUGCAUGGAAAUCGCGCUAAUGGUCAAAGAUCAGCCACAGAUAGAUUAUUCAGUCCAAACGGUAUGGAAGAUAUACCUAAUUACAUAAAUGCAACUCCCCAUCAUCAGAGGACCCAUACCAGCACUAGUAAACAAUUGUAUGAUAUGCACAAUAGCUAUGACAGUGUAUCAUCAUAUGAUAGUUAUGGCGUACGCAUGAAUGGAGGCUGCAACGGUAGUGCAAACCUUACAACAACUUUGUGUUCAAACUCACAGGAUGAUCUUAAAUCUGGCAGCAAUAACACUCUAGGUAGACAUCAUGAUCCUUAUAGAUUUACUAGGUCAACUCAACAACCAGUUGACACUAAAAUAUCAGACUAUCCAAAAUACAGACCUCCAGGUGGUACUUCUGGAGGUAUGAUUGAGUAUGCCACUAGUAAACCCCUUCCAUUGCCAAAAUCACCUCCACAGCAACAAUCUUAUAAACCUGUACCACCUCCAAAACCUAAAAACUACCGACCACCAGUACAGCAGCAACAGCAACAACAACAGCAGUAUUAUCAACCCUCUCCAGCUGGUUUCCAGCACUCAAAAUCAUUCAGCAUGGCAGAUAGCACAUAUUCAUCACAUAUGUCUAAUGGGAUGCCAUCAUCACCUAGCAAGUAUUCAUCAGAAUCAACAGAUGUGAAUACUGCUGAUUCGGGUCAUGGCAGUAGCUUAGAUAGGGGUUAUGAUCGACGAGGUGGUAAUGGACAACAGCCUUCUCAACAAAUGGAUCGUAACCAUAUAUACUACAAACACCAUAGAGAUCCAAAUGCACUGGACUUAACACAACAUCGUGACCAAAGAGGUAGCGCAUUUGAAUUGUACAAGAAGCCAUCAGUGGCCGGUGAUCAUAGAAUGUCGAAUGGAGGGGACCACAGAAUGACAAAUGGCGGUGAUCACAGAAUGUCUAAUGGCGGAGAUCACAGGUUGUCAAAUGGUAGUGGGCACUACAAUGUGGAUGCGCUUCGGUGACAACGACAGUAUCCGGUCAGAUUUUAAAGGUGAUUUGACCGGGUUCAAAUGAGCAUAAACGCUUACCUAAAAUUUUAUCUCAUCGAAAAUUAUAUAUUAUAAUAUACAUAUUUAUAAGAUGUUCAUAAAUUUGUUUUUUCAAUUGAUGGACUGAUUGACAGUAAUUUAUUUUUUUUUUUUUUG
Myzus persicae (green peach aphid) is the source of this 4954-nucleotide messenger RNA. RefSeq names its product tight junction protein ZO-2-like. Gene Ontology annotation, cellular component: plasma membrane; bicellular tight junction. The coding region runs from base 1040 to 4771 and encodes 1243 amino acids. Gene Ontology annotation, molecular function: cell adhesion molecule binding. The record is from RefSeq and is a predicted model, not a curated record. Lineage: Eukaryota; Metazoa; Arthropoda; Insecta; Hemiptera; Aphididae. Gene Ontology annotation, biological process: cell-cell junction organization; cell-cell adhesion; protein localization to cell-cell junction. The transcript is spliced from 17 exons.